GAAAAGCAUCUUCUCCUCCCAUCACCUAUAAACUUGACAUUUUCGAGGAAAAUUAAUUAAAUUUUCUCUAACAUUUUCCUCCACUAUAAGCUUGAACUUUUCUAUCGAUCUGGUGCAAGUUAAAGAACCAAAUGGCUUGCUUAAACAUUGAAAAAAUGUGUGAGAAGGAAAAAGAGGAAUAUACGUUUGAUGGAAGUGUGGAUAAGCAUGGUGAACCUGCAGUGCGUGCUAAGACUGGAAGGUGGUUUGCUGGUGUUCUCUUACUAGUGAAUCAAGGUCUAGCUACACUAGCAUUCUUUGGAGUUGGAGUGAAUUUAGUACUAUUUUUAACUAGAGUUAUGGGUGAAGACAAUGCUGAAGCAGCCAAUAGUGUGAGCAAAUGGACAGGCACAGUUUAUAUCUUUUCCCUAUUGGGAGCUUUCUUAAGUGAUUCCUACUGGGGAAGAUACAAGACUUGCGCUAUUUUCCAAGCCAUUUACGUAGCUGGAUUGGUUUCACUUUCAUUGACUUCAUACAUUUUCUUAAUCAAGCCAAAUGACUGUGGAGAUGAGGACAGCCCUUGUGGGUCCCACUCAACUAUGAGCGUCGCCCUCUUCUAUCUAUCGAUUUACUUAAUAGCCCUUGGAAAUGGAGGGUAUCAACCAACUAUUGCAACAUUUGGAGCAGAUCAAUUUGAUGAAGAUCACCCUCAAGAAAGUCAUUCGAAAGUGGCUUUCUUUAGCUACUUUUACCUUGCAUUAAAUCUUGGAUCUUUGUUCUCAAAUACAAUCUUAGGAUAUUUUGAAGAUGAAGGAAUGUGGACAAUAGGCUUCUGGGCAUCAGCUGGCUCUGCCAUUUUGGCACUUGUCUUGUUUCUUAUUGGAACACCUAGAUAUAGACAUUUCAAACCUACAGGCAACCCUCUAUCAAGAUUUUGUCAAGUGGUUGUAGCUGCAACUAAAAAAUGGAAUGUUGAACAACCUUCAAGGGGAGAUGAACUAUAUGAAGGUGAUGAACAAGACCUUCCUCUCAAUGGAAAUAGAAGAAUUCUUCACACACAAGGAUUCAAAUUCUUGGAUAGAGCAGCUAUAAUCACAUCAAAGGAUGGAGGAGGAAACAACCCAUGGCGCCUUUGUGCAGUGUCUCAAGUAGAAGAAGUGAAAUGCAUAUUAAGACUACUUCCAAUUUGGCUUUGCACAAUACUUUAUUCAGUUGUGUUUACUCAAAUGGCGUCUUUAUUUGUGGAGCAAGGGGCUGCAAUGAAAACAGCACUUUCAGGAUUCCAUAUUCCUCCAGCAAGCAUGUCUUGUUUCGACAUCCUUGGUGUUGCAUCAUUCAUUUUCAUCUACAGACGACUUCUUGAUCCCCUUGUUGCGAGAUUAAAAAAAUCAUCUCCAAGAGGAUUGACAGAGCUUCAAAGGAUGGGAGUUGGACUCGUAAUUGCUAUUAUGGCAAUGGUAGCUGCAGGAAUAGUUGAGCACUUCAGGUUAAAAUCGGCAGAAAAAGAUUGUUCACAUGACUGCUCGAAUUCAAGUUCUUUAAGCAUUUUCUGGCAAGUACCUCAAUAUGUACUAAUAGGAGCAUCGGAGGUCUUUAUGUAUGUUGGACAAUUGGAGUUCUUUAAUGGACAAGCACCUGAUGGAUUGAAAAGCUUUGGGAGUGCAUUGUGUAUGACAUCAAUUUCACUAGGAAACUAUGUGAGCAGCUUGUUGGUUUCUGUUGUCAUGAAAAUUUCAACAACUGAUAAUAUGCCUGGAUGGAUACCUGGAAAUCUCAACAAGGGUCAUUUAGACAGAUUCUAUUUCUUAUUAGCAGCUUUGACAUCAGCUGAUUUUUUGGUCUAUCUUAUUUGUGCAAAGUGGUAUAAGUACAUUAAAUUUGAAGAAAGAAGCGUUGAAAAGAAAAAUGGAGAGAAGCAGAGUGAUUUCAGAGUGUAGACUAAACAAAUUUCAUGUUAUUUUCUUAUGUUUCCAA
This is a messenger RNA of Solanum pennellii, 1953 nucleotides long. Its product is annotated as protein NRT1/ PTR FAMILY 7.3-like. Gene Ontology annotation, cellular component: membrane. The transcript is spliced from 5 exons. NCBI's taxonomy places the organism in Eukaryota, Viridiplantae, Streptophyta, Magnoliopsida, Solanales, Solanaceae. Gene Ontology annotation, biological process: transmembrane transport. The record is from RefSeq and is a predicted model, not a curated record. Gene Ontology annotation, molecular function: transmembrane transporter activity. The coding region runs from base 132 to 1916 and encodes 594 amino acids.